AUGCAGAGCUGGAGCCGGGUCUGCUGCGCCCUCGCCCAGAGAGGCCAUUUUAGCCGGAUCCAGCAUGGAUUACAAAGCAUUUCAGCAGGGCCUGUGAGAACUUACGCCGAUCAAGUUGAUGCUGAUGUGACCGUCAUCGGAUCUGGCCCAGGGGGCUAUGUGGCUGCCAUCAAAGCCGCUCAACUUGGCUUUAAGACCGUCUGCGUGGAGAAAAAUGAAACACUGGGUGGGACCUGUUUGAAUGUUGGCUGCAUACCUUCUAAGGCCUUGUUAAACAAUUCACACCUGUACCAUUUGGCUCACGGGAAAGACUUCGCUAGCAGGGGAAUUGAAAUUACAGGUCUCCGAUUGAAUUUGGAGAAAAUGAUGGAGCAGAAGAGCGGCGCAGUGAAGGCUUUAACAGGAGGAAUCGCUCACCUGUUUAAACAAAAUAAGGUGACACACGUGUCCGGCUUUGGGAAAAUAACUGGCAAAAACCAGGUCACCGCAGCCAAAGACGACGGCAGUACUCAGGUUAUUAAUACGAAGAACAUCCUUAUAGCUACCGGUUCUGAAGUAACGCCUUUUCCAGGAAUUACGAUUGAUGAAGACACAGUCGUAUCGUCCACCGGCGCGCUUUCUUUGAAACAAGUCCCUGAAAAAAUGGUCAUCAUUGGUGCAGGAGUCAUUGGUGUAGAACUGGGUUCAGUUUGGCAGCGUCUGGGCGCAGAUGUGACAGCUGUGGAAUUCCUGGGCCACGUUGGUGGAUUGGGCAUCGACAUGGAGAUAUCCAAGAAUUUCCAGCGCAUUCUUCAGAAGCAAGGACUUAAAUUUAAAUUGAAUACUAAAGUCACCGGCGCCACUAGGAAACCGGAUGGAAAGAUUGACGUUUCCAUUUAUGCAAUUGGCGACGUAGUGGCCGGACCAAUGCUUGCUCACAAAGCCGAAGACGAAGGGAUUUUGUGCGUCGAGGGCAUCGCUGGAGGCGCAGUACACAUUGACUACAACUGUGUGCCCUCAGUCAUUUACACACACCCUGAGGUGGCCUGGGUUGGCAAAUCAGAAGAGCAGCUGAAAGAAGAGGGAACAGAAUACAAGAUUGGUAAGUUCCCUUUUGCGGCUAACAGCAGAGCCAAGACCAACGCGGACACGGAUGGUUUGGUGAAGAUUUUAAGUCACAAAACGACCGACAGGCUGCUGGGAGCGCAUAUCUUAGGCGCUGGUGCUGGUGAAAUGGUUAAUGAAGCCGCUCUGGCCAUGGAAUACGGCGCAUCCUGCGAGGACGUCGCCAGAGUUUGCCACGCCCAUCCAACCGUAUCCGAAGCUUUCCGAGAAGCAAACCUGGCAGCGUCAUUUGGGAAGGCGAUCAACUUCUAACACGAAAGGACGUCCAUUGCGCGAAAAGCACAUUUUCCUGUGAAACGACUGAAGACUCGGUAGAAAAAAAAAACACCGGGUCUUUGCAAUACUCCUGGGCCUUAAUUAAGUGAACUUUUGUCCGUCCCGUUUCCCCCCCCCCCAAAAAAAACCUUAAGAUAUUUAAACAAAUAGGGGUUUGAAAUUAAUGAACCAAUAACUGUAUCUUAUAUUAUCAAUACUAUAUUUGCGUUAUUGAUUGUACAUCCUUAAGUUUCACCGAAGAAAAUACAGCAGCAGGAUCAGCUUAUAGUUGGAGAGAUUUUAAAGGUUCCAUUAUGCAUUUCGUUCAAAUAUAGUGUCUAAUAUUACGCCAUGUUGUUGCUUUGUCAUUGCUGGGGCGCAGCCCGAUUAUUGAAAAUAAGCCAUGGUCACAGUCAUAUAUAUA
Molecule: messenger RNA, 1783 nt
Organism: Protobothrops mucrosquamatus (brown spotted pit viper)
Lineage: Eukaryota; Metazoa; Chordata; Lepidosauria; Squamata; Viperidae
Gene: DLD
Product: dihydrolipoamide dehydrogenase
Cellular component (GO): mitochondrion; oxoglutarate dehydrogenase complex
Molecular function (GO): flavin adenine dinucleotide binding; dihydrolipoyl dehydrogenase (NADH) activity
Source: RefSeq, a predicted model, not a curated record